Messenger RNA from Chinchilla lanigera (long-tailed chinchilla), 954 nucleotides. Its product is annotated as olfactory receptor 13C9. The transcript has a single exon. The record is from RefSeq and is a predicted model, not a curated record. Gene Ontology annotation, molecular function: olfactory receptor activity; G protein-coupled receptor activity. Gene Ontology annotation, biological process: G protein-coupled receptor signaling pathway. NCBI's taxonomy places the organism in Eukaryota, Metazoa, Chordata, Mammalia, Rodentia, Chinchillidae. The coding region runs from base 1 to 954 and encodes 317 amino acids. Gene Ontology annotation, cellular component: membrane.
AUGGAAUGGAAAAACCAAACUAUUCUGGUGGAAUUUAUUCUGAAGGGGCUUUCUGGUUACCCACGGCUUGAGCUUCUCUUUUUUGUGCUUAUUUUAAUAAUGUAUGUGGUCAUCCUUCUGGGCAACGGCACCCUCAUUAUAAUCAGCAUUUUGGACUCUCACCUGCACACCCCUAUGUACUUCUUCCUGGGGAACCUCUCCUUCUUGGACAUCUGCUACACCACCACCUCUGUUCCUUCCACACUGGUGAGCUUCCUGUCCCAGAAAAAGACCAUUUCCUUCUCUGGUUGUGCAGGGCAGAUGUUCCUUGGCUUGGCCAUGGGGACCACAGAGUGUGUGCUCCUGGGCAUGAUGGCUUUUGACCGCUAUGUGGCUAUCUGCAACCCUCUGAGGUAUCCCAUUAUCAUGAGCAAGUUUUCCUAUGUCCCCAUGGCAGCAGGGUCCUGGUUUGCAGGGUUUGUCAAUUCUGCAGUACAAACUGGGUUGGUGGUACAACUGCCUUUCUGCAGAAAUAAUGUCGUCGAUCAUUUCCUUUGUGAAAUUCUGGCUGUCAUGAAGAUGGCUUGUGUUGACAUCUCAGACAAUGAAUUUAUCAUGCUUGUGGCCACGACAGUGUUCACGUUGAUGCCACUGCUCUUGAUUGUCAUUUCUUACUCAUUAAUCGUUUACAGCAUCCUCAAGAUAAGCUCUUCUGAGGGGAGAAGCAAAGCCUUCUCUACAUGCUCAGCCCAUCUGACUGUGGUGAUAAUAUUCUAUGGCACUAUCCUCUUCAUGUACAUGAAACCCAAGUCUACAGACACACUUGAUUCAGAUAACUUGAGUGCUACUGACAAACUUAUAUCUAUGUUCUAUGGGGUGAUGACGCCCAUGAUGAACCCUUUAAUCUACAGUCUUAGAAAUAAAGAUGUGAAGGAGGCACUUAAAAAUCUACUGAACAAACAGUUCUUUAGCUAG